AUGCUGGACUAUCAACAACAGACAGCUGCUCUUUCACUAGCUCAUUUGUUUUUCUCUCUGUCUCUCUUUCUCUGCAUCUGCAGGUUCUUCCUCAAGUUCUUCCUGAAGUGCAACCAGAACUGCCUGAAGAAUGCAGGGAACCCUCGAGACAUGAGGCGUUUUCAGGUGGUUGUGUCGACUACGGUGAGCGUGGAGGGUCACGUCCUGGCCGUCUCCGACAACAUGUUUGUACAUAACAACUCCAAACACGGGCGCCGAGCUCGAAGGCUGGACCCCUCGGAAGGAACACCGUCCUACCUUGAACACGCAACCCCCAGCAUCAAAGCCAUCAGCCCCAGUGAAGGCUGGACCACAGGGGGCGCUACUGUCAUCAUCAUUGGGGACAACUUCUUUGACGGCCUGCAGGUCAUCUUCGGAACCAUGCUGGUCUGGAGUGAGCUGAUCACCCCCCAUGCCAUUCGUGUGCAAACUCCACCCAGACACAUCCCCGGGGUGGUGGAGGUCACGCUGUCCUACAAAUCCAAACAGUUCUGCAAAGGCACACCUGGACGCUUCAUCUACACAGCGCUGAACGAGCCAACCAUAGACUACGGCUUCCAGAGAUUACAGAAGGUCAUCCCCAGACAUCCUGGAGACCAAGAGAGAUUACCCAAGGAGGUGAUCUUAAAGAGAGCAGCAGACCUGGUGGAGGCUUUGUACGGGAUGCCGCACAAUAACCAGGAGAUGAUUCUGAAACGAGCAGCGGAUAUCGCAGAGGCCCUCUACACAACAGUGCCACGAGGGCACAACCAGCUAGCCAGUCUUGGCAGCGGCUCCGUCCAUGCUGGAAUGAUGUCCGUAAACUCCUUCGCUGGGUCAGAGGUGGCACAAACAGCCAAUCAGGGUUUCAGUAGGAGUACAAGCAGUGUGUCCCCACAUGGUUAUGUCCCCAGCUCCACUCCCCAGCAAAGUAGCUACAGCUCUGUCUCCACUAGCAUGAAUGGCUAUGCUAACUCUGGCAUGGCAACCUUGGGCACCUCGCCCAACUUCCUCAAUGGAUCUGCAGGCAACUCUCCCUAUGCUAUCGUCCCAUCAAGCCCCACCAUGGCCUCGUCGACCAGCCUGCCCUCCAACUGCAGCAGCUCCUCUGGUAUCUUCUCCUUCUCUCCAGCUAACAUGGUGUCCGCUGCUGUCAAGCAGAAGAGCGCCUUUGCCCCUGUUGUGCGACCCCAAAACUCCCCUCCGCCCACGUGCACCAGCGCUAAUAACAGCCUGCAAGAUCAGUCUUUUGUGGACUCUAGCAAGUACUCAUCAGCCAACUCUCUGCAGGGCCUGGCCUUCUCCUGAACGAUUCCCGGGAUGAUCGUUCCACCCAUGUAGAGGAUAUGGGAUAGCUGGAGAUUUGGGAAUGUUGAGAGGAAAAGACACAGUAGCAGAGUCUGGCGAGUCUCUGUUAUGCUCCAGAGCUGAACUUAAGGAAGUCAAGAUAAGACGCAGGACUCUGUUGAACUCAGGCCUUUCCAUUGGGAUUUCAUCUGGAGGGAUAGGGGAGGAGAAAAAGGGACAACACAAACCUUUGUGAUGUUAUUUCCCUCUUGAUUGAAUUAGUGUAGCUUCUCUGACACCACGUUGGAUGGAGUGUAUAGAGAUUGAUAGUUUACCCACAGUGUGACACUGACCUCAUGAAAAGAACAUUUAUUUAUCUUUAUGUUUAUGCCUGAAUGGUUUUGGGUUUGAUUACUGGAGGCCCCACGCCGUCUUGCAAUCCGUAACUAGCACAAACAACAGCGAAGUGUUGGUUUGGCCGUGAAGUUUACGUAACCUCUGUCACAAUAGAAGAUGUUUUCCUUAGCUCAGCCUGCUUGCUAAAACCACAUAACAGCACAUUGGCCAAAUGGAACUAAGGUCAACAAAACAAAAAAGCAAAGAAAUACAGAAAAUAACAAAAAUCAACCCUCAAUUUUUGCUGCUAAUUGUCCCAUAAAUUUAAAAGUGGUAUGACAAACUCACCCUAUGCUAAUUCAACAUCAGAAAACAUGCCUUUCUUUGUUUCUUUUUUGUUUUCAUUUGGUUUGUAUGUUUUUUAAUAAAACUGUGAGGAUUGAGCUGUUUGCAAUAUGCUUUUCUGCUUGUCAUGUGAAGAAAAGGUGAUGAUUUAGCCAAAAUUGACAUUUUGUCGGAGACUUGAAAAGCCAGAGGAUGUGUGCGUCCAGCCAGCACUGUACUGAAGGAGUCUAGCAAAUAUCUAAUUAGUAUAAAAGCGUGAUAUAUGUGAUAUAUUUUUGUAUAUAAAAAAAAGUUGAAUUUUUCAUUUGACAUUUCUUUUCUUUUUGCGAUAGCUAUAGUUUGAAAUGUAAACAUUAAAUGUCUUAAGGCAGCUUCUCAGUACAGAAGAUAGAUUUACUGUGUGUUGUCAAUAUUUCACCUGCUAAACAUGAGCAACAUGGAUUUGGAUACAAAAAGGGGAUUCCUGUAAAAUAUCCUAUAAAUAAUGUAUUUAUCCCUUGUAUUUGUACAUUGCCUCGCCCUCGUUUAGUUGUGUUGUGUAAGUUUAAUACAGUAAGUGAACAUAUUUCACAGUGUUUUGUUUCAUUAUUUACUGUUGUCUCUCACUAUUUAAAUGUGACUUUUUUUAUUAUCUUUUUUUGUUUUGUAUGUUGAUUGUUUUGCAUUGGUAUACCAUGCUUUCAUUUGUUGAUUCAAAAACAUGCCAUUGUCUAUUUUUGUAUUAUUUGUAAGUUAAUAAAAAAAAUUGAGUUUUUUUCCUUAUGAAAAUGUUUAUUGUAUGGC
Micropterus dolomieu (smallmouth bass) is the source of this 2769-nucleotide messenger RNA. It is a transcript of the gene ebf1a, whose product is annotated as EBF transcription factor 1a. The coding region runs from base 1 to 1326 and encodes 441 amino acids. Gene Ontology annotation, molecular function: RNA polymerase II cis-regulatory region sequence-specific DNA binding; DNA-binding transcription factor activity, RNA polymerase II-specific. Gene Ontology annotation, biological process: regulation of transcription by RNA polymerase II. The record is from RefSeq and is a predicted model, not a curated record. The transcript is spliced from 11 exons. Lineage: Eukaryota; Metazoa; Chordata; Actinopteri; Centrarchiformes; Centrarchidae.